Candoia aspera is the source of this 4284-nucleotide messenger RNA. It is a transcript of the gene PCNX4, whose product is annotated as pecanex 4. Bases 441 to 4007 code for a protein of 1188 amino acids. NCBI's taxonomy places the organism in Eukaryota, Metazoa, Chordata, Lepidosauria, Squamata, Candoiidae. The transcript is spliced from 10 exons. Gene Ontology annotation, cellular component: membrane. The record is from RefSeq and is a predicted model, not a curated record.
UAUAGUAAAUCAUAUUAAAUAUUAUAAUAGAAAACUCUGGAAUUGCACUUCAGUUUUUUAUUAACAGAGACAAUUAAAAAUAGGGGUGCAUACUUAUUGAAACAAGGUAAUCAAGGUUUAAAGAGUAGCUAUCUUGAUGAUUCUUACUUUAUUGCUACAGAAAACAGAAGAAAAGGCAGAUCUCAAGAAAAUAUAAUGCAUAAUGUGGUAUGAAAAAGCAAGUUUGGGAAGAAGUAGUAUAGUAGAAGUCCAUUGGUUUUUUAAAGAAUGAGUUGCAGAGGCUCUGGUGUUUAAAAUAAGGCAUGCAUGUACAGUACUUCUGAAAAACACUGUUUAUUGGCAAUAUUUGGAAAAGUGCACCUUUGGUAAAAUUGCUUUCUUUUUUUGUUCUCUUUCCUUUUUAGAAAAAUGAAAUUCAGCCAAACUUUGAGUAAAUAAGUAUGGGCCCAGAUGUGCCUCUAUUGAAUGACCACAAGCAAGAAUUCCUCUUAAAGCGACUUCCGCAGACUUUUCUGGGUGGCCCUCAAUUUAAGUUAGGAUUCUGUGCACCUUCUUACGUCUAUUUGAAUCAGAUUCUUCUCUUCUUGAUACCAUGGGUUCUAGGUGGAAUUGGGACGCUUAUGUAUCAGUUAAGGGUUCUGCAGGACUAUUGCACAGCUGCACUUUCUGGAGGACUAAUGCUUGUUGCAGCAAUUAUUGUUCAGGGAAUAAAUUUGUAUGCCAGGCAAAAAACUGCACCCAUAGAAAGAAUGCAUGUCCACGGUGUACUAAUGGAGGAAGAUGAGUGGGAGUUUUCUAGCUGUAUAGGUUCAGAAACAAUCAAAUUUAUUAUUGCAGGCAAAAAAUAUGUAAGUAACCUAUUUUUUCACUCACUUCUUGCUGGAGUACUAUGUGGCUUAGGAACUUGGUAUUUGCUGCCAAGCAGAAUUGCCUCCUUGUAUGGAGAUAAUAUUGGAACAACUGUUGUGAUCUUCAUAUUUGGAUGGUUGACGGUGUGCAUUGGAGAAUAUUCCUUAAUUGUUAAGACUCCUUCAGAGACUGCUACUUAUCAAGCACUGGACACUUAUGAAAUUGUUCCUCUUAUGAGACCAUUCUACAUUUUUGUCUUCAUUGCAGUGGAUCUUGCUCACAGAUUUGUUGCUGAUGCUCCAGCUUUAAAGUUGGUCAAUCAGGUUAUGCACAUCAUAUUUUUGUCUUUGCCUCUCUUAUGGACUUUGGGGAUUCUGCCUCCAUUGGAUGCACUUUUUCUCUGGGGAAUGGAACAAGUGUUGGAACUUGUUUUAGGAGGCUCGCCUAUGUCAAGUAAUGUAAGGCUGCUAGCAAUGUUUAUCAUUUCUUUGGGAACAGCUAUUGCAUCUUACUUCAUCCCUAACACGCUUGGUGUGGUUCUAUUCAUGACUGGAUUUGGAUUUAUACUGAGUCUUAAUCUAAAUGAGAUUGGAUUAACCUUCAAGUACGCUAUGAUCAGCUGCUUAGCUUCGAGCAAGUUUAAAAACACAUCUUCCUGUAGAAUACAGUUUGUAUGGAAAGAAUUAAUUUUCUAUUUCACUGUAUUGACUGUUGCUCUCCUGGAAGCUGGCUUGAUGCACUACUUCCUUGGUUUUCAGACGUUUACCAAAACUAGCCUCCAAGCUGUAAUUAGUUACAUAUUGAUAAUAUUGCUUCUUGCUAUGUGGAUUCUCAGAGAGAUUCAAACGGUGUAUUUGUUUGGAUUGUUCCGAAAUCCCUUUUAUCCAAAAGAUCUAAUGACAAUGAAUGUAUCUGGAAAGAAGGAAAAGAACCUCAAGAAAAUUGGUAUAUUAAGAAAGAUUUUACUAACUUUAGUGUCACCAUUUGCUAUGAUAGCAUUUCUUUCCAUAGACAAUUCUCUGCAUCAUCUGUCAUCCAUAUAUAUUUCCAUUGGGCUUUCAAGAAGCUUUAGAAUGGUGUGGCAAGAUACAGAGCAUGCUCUGAUGGAUAUGGUGGUGGUGUCUACAGUGCAGUUGCUGGUGUUCACUACUGAUCUAUGGUGGAACAAAAGCAUUGAUACAGGAAUUAGACUCUUGCUGGUUGGAAUUAUUCGGAGUCGGCUAUUUCAGUUUGUUUCAAAAUUGCAGUUUGCAGUUACUGUUCUCUUGACGUCGUGGACAGAAAAAAAACAACGCCGGAAAUCCACAACUACUCUGAUUACACUGAACAUUGCUUUCCUUCCAAUUGUAUUGGCCCUCAUAGUGCUCUCUUCAUUGCUGUCUUCUCCCUUGAUACCACUUUUCAGUCUCCCAAUAUUUUUGAUUGGCUUUCCCAGACCAGUCCGAAGCUGGCCAGGACCUGUGGGCAUGAUGGCCUGCGUAGGUCCUGAUGCUGUAUAUUAUCAGCAGAUGAUUCCAAGUUUGAGGACUGCACUGCAGUCAGCAUUCUCAACAGGCAGUUUAGGUUUCUGUUCACCUGGAUCCCACUACUUGUGCCGAUUUCAAGACAGACUAGUAUGGAUCCUUGUUUUAGAAAGAGGCUACACCUACUGUUGUCUUAAUAUCAAGGGUUUAGAAUUGCAGGAAACCUCCUGUCAUACUGCUGAAGCUCACAGAGUUGAUGAUAUUUUUGCGAUGGCCUUUGAACAUGAGGAUCAUAGUCAGAUUUUCUCCCUCAAUGAUCAUUAUGGAAAUAUUUUAACACCUUGUGCUGUUCUUCCUGUGAAACUCUACUCAGAUGCCAGAAAUAUCUUGUCUGGAAUAAUUGAUUCCCCUGAAAAUCGGAAGCAGUUGAAAGAAGACUUCAUAAAAGUCCUCUUGUGGCUGCUAAUCCAGUACUGCUAUAAGAAGUCAAAAACACCUAGGACUCUUGAAAAGAUGUCUAAGUCCCAGCAGGAGUAUUCUUCAGCAGAACCUGAAGUUUUAAACAAGGCAGUAGAAAGACCAGGUUCAUGGAAAGAUGAAGAUGGUCUCAGUGUGGAAUCAACAGAGGAGUGGACUGAUGAUAGCAAUCUCUUUGAUGCUGAACCCAGCAAAAAAACAUUCAAAACAAGUGUCACACUAUCACAAGGUGAUUCACCGAGACCUUUCUAUUCUCUUCCAGGCUCAGUGGAAAUACACACUACAGAUGAUGAACUACUUGAAGUAGCCAGUGUGAAUAAACUCUAUAAAACUGUUGUUCUUGGUCUUCCUGCUGUAGAUGCUGGAAAACAGUGGGGAAUUAUGGAUUUAUCUCCUAUUAAAUUCAGUAACUUCUAUUCUGAGCUGUUAAGCAUUCCUGAAGAAUGGAGAAGUACACCAUUAUCUGUUGCCAAAUUCCAUGAAAUGAAGCAGAAGUUUCCAGUAGAGUGGUAUCAUUUUUUACUUCACCAGCUAGACCUAUUUCAUUUGAAAGAAAAUCCUUCAAAUUUACUUAAAGAUCUUAUUAAGGACACUGCUUUGAAGGAUUUGUAUGUCCAGAGUGCCUUAUCCUGUUAUAUUGCAAUGUUUGGAUUAGAUGAUACUGUUGUUUCUCCUGGUCAUAUUUUCAGAGCCUACAAUGGAAGCCUUCCAUGGUCAGUCUGUUUGGACUGGUUAAUAGGAAAGCAAGAGUUAUAUCAGCUAACACUAAAAACAUUCAGAUACACAGUUAAGCUUAUGGUUGAUAAAGCAAGCCUGGGUCCAGUUGAAGACUUUAAAGAGCUGCUGAAAUGUCUUGAAGAAUAUGAAAAUGACUGGUACAUUGGUUUGGUGUCUGAAAAGGAAUGGCCACAAGCUGUUUUACAAGAAAAGCCAUAUCUCUUUUCUUUGGGGCAUGACCCAAAUAUGGGAGUUUAUACUGGCAGGAUACUCACCCUUCAGGAAUUUCUAGUACAAGUGGGAAAACUGAACGAUGAAGCUGUCAGAGGACAGUGGGGGAAUCUGUCGUGGGAGCUGCUUUAUGCCACAAAUGACGACGAAGAACGCUAUAGCAUCCAGGCACACCCUGUACUCCUGAGGAACCUGACCAUACAAGCAGCAGAUCCCCCUCUUGGCUAUCCUGUUUAUUCCUCUGAACCGCUUCACGUGCCCUUCCUGUAGUUCCAAGGAUUAGGCCACUUCAUUCCUUCUGUGAAAAUUGUUUCAGUUGCAAAAGGAGCACUUCUUUGGAGAUUUUGAACAUUAUCUUUCAGCAUCAGGCUGGCAGUGGGAGAAGAUUUAAUGUAGGCAAUAAGAUAAUUAUGUAUUUUAAUGACAUAAAUUGUGUGUCUUACAUAAAGUCCUCCAAAUCAUUACCAAUGCUGUAUUGACAAGUAGCUUCCACAGAGAUGUGAGUUAGUUUAUGUACCUUAAACCAUAGUUACAUAUUUUACUGUAA